UUUAUAUAUAUAUAUUUUGCAAAGUUUUAAUUACCUUCUUCUUUCUCAAAAGAGGCUGCCGCAGCAAAAACCCUUCACAUCUGCAAACAUGGGUAUCUCUCGUGAUUCAAUGCAUAAGAGACGUGCCACUGGUGGCAAGAAGAAGGCCUGGAGAAAGAAGCGAAAGUAUGAGCUCGGUAGACAACCAGCCAACACUAAGAUCUCCAGCAACAAGACUGUCCGGAGAGUGAGAGUUCGUGGUGGUAACGUGAAAUGGCGUGCUUUGAGGUUGGAUACAGGUAACUUCUCUUGGGGAAGUGAGGCUGUGACCCGAAAGACUCGUAUCUUGGAUGUUGUAUACAAUGCAUCCAACAAUGAGUUGGUCAGGACCCAGACUCUUGUGAAGAGUGCUAUCGUUCAAGUUGAUGCUGCACCUUUUAAGCAAUGGUAUCUUCAACACUACGGUGUCGACAUUGGUCGCAAGAAGAAAGCAGUUGCAGCUGCAACUAAAAAAGAGGGAGAGGAAGUAGAAGGUGCAACAGAAGAGGAUAAGAAGAGUAAUCAUGUUGUGAGGAAGCUGGAAAAACGCCAAGAGGACCGCAAACUUGACUCACAUGUUGAAGAACAAUUUUCUGGUGGGCGUCUUCUAGCAGCAAUCUCAUCACGUCCUGGCCAGUGCGGUCGUGCUGAUGGAUACAUUUUGGAAGGAAAAGAGCUUGAAUUCUACAUGAAGAAGCUUCAGAAGAAGAAGGGAAAGGGUGCUGCUGCUUAAGAGCAUAUUUGCUUAUAAUAGAUUUGUAUCUCUUUUUAUCUAUUUCUGAGGAAAUGCAUGAUUGACAAUUUUGUUGAGCAUUGUUAGUUAGCUUUGACUUCUAUAUAUGUUGAAGGACUAAUGCAGCAAGGUUAAUGUUUCGAUUAGACCUUAUUUUUGCA
Erigeron canadensis is the source of this 912-nucleotide messenger RNA. RefSeq names its product 40S ribosomal protein S8-like. Gene Ontology annotation, molecular function: structural constituent of ribosome. Lineage: Eukaryota; Viridiplantae; Streptophyta; Magnoliopsida; Asterales; Asteraceae. Gene Ontology annotation, biological process: maturation of SSU-rRNA from tricistronic rRNA transcript (SSU-rRNA, 5.8S rRNA, LSU-rRNA); translation. The record is from RefSeq and is a predicted model, not a curated record. Bases 89 to 751 code for a protein of 220 amino acids. Gene Ontology annotation, cellular component: ribosome; cytosolic small ribosomal subunit. The transcript is spliced from 5 exons.